UGAAAAAAGUAUAAUUAAGGGUAGUAAUAUGUGACACAGAUCAAGUUCUAGGGUUUUCGAAUGUAAUUGUCGCGGAAUGUAUAUCCAAUUUCAACGCAAAUCAAAGGGAUUUUCUCUGUAAUCUGUAAGGAUCCGCUCAAAUCGCCAAUCGGACAGUGUAGCUGCUUGGUAUUUUUCAGCAAGUAUGGAAUCCAACAGGGGCCAGAAUGGAAUUCAGCUGUUGUUAGCUGCCGAGCAAGAAGCUCAACGCAUUGUCAAUGCUGCAAGAGCUGCAAAAAUGGCUCGGCUAAAGCAGGCCAAAGAGGAGGCCGCAAAGGAGAUUGCUGAGUUCCGUGCUCAAAUGGACACUCAGUUUCAAAGAAAGGUUUCAGAGAGUAGUGGAGACUCAGGUGCUAAUGUGAAGCGUCUUGAGAUAGAAACAGAGGGAAAGAUCCAUCACCUGAAGAAGGAGGCUGGAAGAAUUUCUCAAGAUGUGGUGCAGAUGCUUCUGAGGCAGGUCACAACCGUAAAGAACUAGGAUCUUGACGGCCUGGAGCGUUUUUGGUACUCUCUCUCCUGUUUGUCCUAAGUUACCCUUCUUGUGACGAUGAGAGCCUUUGUUUUCGUCGUGUAUCAUAGCAUGUGUAUUGGUUGUUUUGUUAAUUAUGUCUCUUCUCAUCUUGUGUUCUCUAUGUAUCAAUGCUCAACACUAGAGGCAGUUAAUUCAUCUUAUGUGUGUUCUAGAGCUUGUUAAGAUUGGCUGCAAACUUAUUCGGCAUUGUUGACUGAGCCUCGGGAUAUAAAUUAGCUCAAUAUGUGCGACAGAUAUUGUGGAUCCUUAUUUAUUUUUAUUCAAUAAAGCCCAAGUAUGCCAUGUAUGAA
Molecule: messenger RNA, 861 nt
Organism: Rhododendron vialii
Lineage: Eukaryota; Viridiplantae; Streptophyta; Magnoliopsida; Ericales; Ericaceae
Product: V-type proton ATPase subunit G 1
Exons: 4
Coding region: 185-517 (110 amino acids)
Biological process (GO): proton transmembrane transport
Cellular component (GO): vacuolar proton-transporting V-type ATPase complex
Molecular function (GO): proton-transporting ATPase activity, rotational mechanism
Source: RefSeq, a predicted model, not a curated record